Messenger RNA from Girardinichthys multiradiatus, 5612 nucleotides. Its product is annotated as D(1) dopamine receptor-like. Gene Ontology annotation, biological process: adenylate cyclase-activating adrenergic receptor signaling pathway. The transcript is spliced from 2 exons. Gene Ontology annotation, cellular component: membrane. The coding region runs from base 673 to 1791 and encodes 372 amino acids. Gene Ontology annotation, molecular function: G protein-coupled receptor activity. NCBI's taxonomy places the organism in Eukaryota, Metazoa, Chordata, Actinopteri, Cyprinodontiformes, Goodeidae. The record is from RefSeq and is a predicted model, not a curated record.
UCUCAAUCUUGACCCUCGUCCUGGUUUUAUCACCUGUCUUUUGUUUUAUUAAGCUCCACAAAAACGCAGCCCCAACCUGGUCAGUUGACAAGAAAACACAACUGUUGGCUCUAUUAUGAUGCCUUUAACAGCUGCUAUUCAAAGGUAGGACCCAUCAGGACUUACCUGUAGAGACAAUGCUCGCGUAAAUGCCGGGGUCACAAGCGUUUCCUUCCUACAGUGAGCAGUCCGUUUCCACGCAGCGCUUUUUACUGAAUGGGAGCAUCAUGUGAAACUUGAGGCGUCCGGCGUCAGGCUUUCUGCGCGGACGCCGCACGCACCGCUGCAGCAGGACGCAGCGAGAGGGACAUUUCAUUCCUCUGGUGCCUGGCUCUCUGUGCUAGUAUUUGCUUUGAGUCAGCACUGAGAGUGAUGCGCGCAUGGAGGACAUGAUUCGGGACGUUCUUUGCUUUGUGUUGGUGAGAUAUGGAGACCAGACGCGCUCUGGAUGGACCCUGCGCUGUGAAGUUUGCGUGCAAGCGGUGAGACAUUUGUUUUUAUAGGUCAUGUCAAGCCCUAGCAUCUGUGGAAGGGUCAACGACAGACAGUUUGUGCAUUUUAUCCCAGAGGAGAUGUAGCAGGACUCUUCAGUAUGACAUGAACCUCAGUCCCUCAGCCUAGACGUCUUCAGGGAUGGAUCUCGUGAACUUCACGACCGUCAUAGACAAUGGCUUCUUAGAUGAGAUGCCAUCAAGUCGUGUGCUGACCGGCUGCUUCCUCUCAUUGCUCAUCCUUACCACGCUGUUGGGAAACACACUGGUUUGUGCAGCCGUCACCAAGUUUCGUCACCUGCGCUCCAAAGUCACCAACUUCUUUGUGAUCUCGUUGGCUGUGAGCGACCUCUUGGUGGCCAUCUUGGUGAUGCCGUGGAAAGCAGUGACAGAGAUCGCGGGCUUCUGGCCAUUUGGUUCCUUCUGUGACACCUGGGUGGCUUUUGACAUCAUGUGCUCAACGGCAUCCAUUUUGAACCUUUGUGUGAUAAGUCUAGACCGCUACUGGGCCAUCUCCAGCCCCUUUCGCUAUGAGAGGAAGAUGACACCCAGAGUGGCCUAUGUUAUGAUCAGCGUAGCGUGGACAUUGUCUGUCCUCAUUUCUUUUAUCCCUGUGCAGCUCAACUGGCACAAAGCCCAGAGUAAACCUUACAAGCCGCUCACGGAGUCAUUAGUGUCACUUGGAUCAAACACUACUUCACUCCGCACCUCUGAAAAUUGUGACUCCAGCCUGAACAGGACCUACGCCAUCUCCACGUCUCUCAUAAGCUUCUAUAUCCCUGUUGCUAUAAUGGUUGCCACAUACACACAGAUUUACCGCAUUGCUCACAGACAAAUCAGAAGGAUCUCUGCCCUUGAGCGUGCCGCAGAGAGUGCCAAGAACAGGCACAACAGUUUGGGCAGAGGCUCCAGCAUCGCAGAGUCGGAGAGCUCUUUCAAAAUGACGUUCAAGAGGGAGACAAAGGUGCUGAAGACACUGUCGGUGAUAAUGGGAGUGUUUGUGUGCUGCUGGCUGCCAUUUUUCAUCCUAAACUGCAUGGUGCCCUUCUGCGAGCAGUCGAGCGGAGGAGAGGCCUUCACUUGCAUAAGCUCCACCACCUUUGACGUGUUCGUGUGGUUCGGUUGGGCUAACUCCUCCCUUAAUCCCAUCAUCUAUGCCUUCAAUGCAGAUUUCCGCAAGGCCUUCUCCAUCCUGCUGGGCUGCCACAGACUGUAUCCAGGAGGCCACAACGUAGAGACGGCCAGUCUAAACAAGAAGUGACUCAUGACUCUCCCAGCACUGACUCAUCCCUUUAUUCCAGGAGUCCAGGAGUUUAAUGUGCAUCUGGCCUGGCUGAAGAGAGGACGCUUCUGUCUGUGCUUCUGAGCUAACGCUUAGUUUGACUGAAUGGUACUGUGAUACUAUGUGUACACACGUUUGCAUUGGGUGAGUGCGACCCUGAUGUGCUUUCUGUGGCUGUUACACAACCUUCAGAAGUGAGAAUCAUGUCUGGGAAUGGAGUGGAUUUGGGAUUGAGAUUAAGAUUUUGCUGGUUGUGCCAGGGGUCUGGAUGUGUACCAGUACUGACAUGGUUCCAGAACAGAUAAUCCACAGAACUGGGCAUCCUGCACUGUGUUAGGCAUUGCUGUCCUACCUUAAAAGAUCAUACUCUACAGUAAACAGGGUCAAGGCAUCCUCCGCUGAAUACGGUGCAACUGCUGCACAACUCGUGCACUUUACCAAAUUACAUGACAAUUCACAGAUUACUGUCACACAUGAGAUUAAAAUUCUCUGCAAGGACCGAGGUAAUGCAUCUAACCAAAUGUAUGUUGUAAGUGCAGGAACACAAUACACCCACAAGUGACUUAAUAUUAUAGACAAAAUGCACAACAGAGUGGAUGAAACUUUUGUUUUAUGUGACAGUUCUCUAAAGGGAAAAACAGGUUUAAAUUUAUUUUACAUGUAACAUGUAGGUGUGACAAUAUACUAGACUAGUAGGAUUUUCCUUUACAUCUGCCAGUUGUUGGAAUAUUAUAGAUACAGAUCUAUUGAAUGCAUACCUAAUAACAGCUUGAAAUCAAGAUGCAUCAUGAAAUUGGCUGGGGAUGGUGACUGAAAUCCUACAGUUUUCAACUCAAUCGACCAAUCUUUUUCCAUUCAAUAAACACACUAUUAUAAAAGCACUGCAAGGUCUCAAUAUAAACAACACUCUGCAACGUGGAAGCUAAUACUGCAGGAAAAAUACUCAAAGUUAGCUAUUUUGCCUUUAUUUGUAGGGUGUUUAAAACGAAAGAAAAUUUAAAGGCAACUGCAUGUCCUGUAUUUGAGACAUGUCAGCAUUUUAAUCAUUUUAGUAAAGGAAAUAAGGGUUUACAUUUUCCCUAAUAUACACAUGGAGACUGCUGUUUUGGUAAUGCUACCUGAUCUAAACCAUUAUAAUCGCUAAUUGCAGUUUAAAAGGUCACCUUGAUAAUAAUUGUGUCUUUUACAGCCACUGCUCUCUUCUCUUAAUGUUAAUACUUACUGACAGAUCAGGGCAGGAAGGCUAGAAAAAAAUCUUAAAGAAAAAAAUCAGAGAUCUGAAAAAGUUUGCCAAAUUCUGAUCUGUGAAUUUCAUUAUGACAUAAUGAAAAGGUUAAACUGCUUCUUCUAAGCAGCUAAAGGUUUAAGGUCCCUUAAAAUGUAAAACAUUAUUUGUUUCAAUAAAGAAAAACAGGCACCCUAAUAAAGAAAAUAUUCACUAAGCUAUUAACCAUUGUUUAUGAGAUCAGUUGGACUUCAAAUCGAGAGUAUGCCUACUAUUAUACACUUGCAGUCAGAAUUUCACAUGUAUUCAUCAUCAGCAUGAAUGUCAUUCUCAUUUUGGGCUUUUAAAGAUAACUUGACAAAUACUUUCAGAGUUUUCUUUUGUGCUAACAGUCAAAACUAUACAUAUGGUGCUGAAAUACAUAUGUACAUUUAGCUAAAUUUUGAUCCCAAGGCUUGUUAACUUCUCAUUGGUAACUGUGGAUGAAAGCAGCUGAUAUUUUCUUUUUGACCAUUAUAGACAUUAUUUAUUUUAAAGCAUUUACGGGGUUAACCAAUACGAAAGACCCAAGAGAUAGGAUUGCCACUACUAUGUUCUAAAAAAACCCCAAAACGUUUAACCUUUAGAUGAAAAAAAAUUUGUUUAUGAGGUUCAGAAUCAACUUAGGAACCGCCAAGGCCCAAUCAUACCGUAAGCGGAAAGAUGUUGGAGAAAAUUUAUCACUGUCUGUAUUACGUCAUCACGGACUGAGAGGGAGCCGACCAAAUAGGAUUGCUGUGCUCUGAAAUUGACACCUUGAAACUUGACUGAAACUUGUAGCUAAAAUGCCUACAGGAAAAAGGUUUACAGUCAGACAAAAACAAGAUUGAGCUAUUUGGCCACAUUAACAAGUGCUAUGUCUGGAAGAGUCAAUGUAAUGCUUUCAAACCUAUGAACACUACCAGGUGCCAAGCAUGGUAGUGGUACCCUCCUGUGGGACUGUUUUUCUGCUGGUAGUACUGGUGCAACAGUGGUGGAUGAAAUAAUGAAGAAGGACUGCCUCCAAACUUUUCAACUUCACAAAAACCUAUCUCUAAAUGACUGAAACUUUGAUACAAUUAGAUGUUUGAAAGGAUUAAUAAUCUUAAAAAUACAUCAGAACAAGUUUUGAAAUGGAUGAAGCAGGCUAACAAACUUCUUAAAUGGUCUUCCAAAAGCCCAGAUCUCAGCUUUCAUAAGAGGAUUCUUGACACGUAAACCCACCAGUUAAAAUGAACUCUACCAAUUUAGCUAAAAAUAGUGAUGAAAAAUGCUGCUCAGUUUUCACCAGAAACCUUGCAGAAAAUCCAUUAGAGAUUGAACCUGAAUUUUGUCAGCACAACAGGAUAUGCACUGGAUUAGUGCUCAUUUAAUAAUUAUACAUAUUUACGUCCUGUUAUGAUUACAUUUUGUGAACCUUUGCUUCAUUGUGCGAGCAAGUCAGAUUUGAAAUUAUUUUCUAAGUUUGUCUUUAUUUAAAUUCUAACUGAGACAAGAAAGCCGUAUAGCACAUCAUUCAGCUGUUUGAAGCUGUGGAAAGUACAGGAGCAGCAGGAGUAAAGCCUUUAAAAAUGUCUACAUAUAAACAGCAACUUACUUUUCUUUCUAAGAAAGCACAUAUACCUAUGUGUUACAAUAAGAGCAAAUACAUUUGAUAAAUUCUUACUUUGAUAGGCGUUACUGCUGCAUGUGAAGCUGUAGCAGUGAAGUUCUUUUUUAAGGAUUACCAGGUUUUUUAUUACUACAAACAAUAGCCAAAGCUGACAAAUCUGAAUGAAUUGGAAAGAACCUGAGCAUUUGUGAUUCCACUAUUACUUUCUCUUGGAAAUCAUAUCAUCAGUGAGCUGCAUCUCUCUUUACACGUUCACAUAAUGCAAACGUGACCAUGUUAUCUCUUUGCAAAGGGAAUAAAAAGUAUGUAUAACUAUUAGGAGGCAGAGUUUUAGUGUGCGUGAAUUUUGUCAGCACUCUGCUGUUUCUGUCAAAUGUCCAUAAACAUGCUUCUUAUGUUAAAUGUUGGUUCUAAAUUCAGUCAUUUUUUAAAUUGAGCAUUACAACUAAAAUUGAUUUACAGCUGAAAAUUUAAACCAAUUUUAAUGUGUUCUGUAUUUUUGCCUGAAUGUUGGUUCUGGUUGUUUUCUAUCUUCAGGUUUCCGUUUAGAUUUGGAAAGAUCUCAUCUUGUUCUGGUAACAAGGAUAAAGACAUUUGAAAAUUUCCCCCAGUGUCUCUUUGCGAUAAAGCCCAAACAAAUGUUUAGUGAAUUUUUUAAUGUAGAAGUUAUUUUCAUCAGAUCCAAUGUGUUGUAUGUGUUUUUGGCUGUUCAGCUUUGAUCCCUUUAUUUCAAAUGUCCCGGGGCUAACUUCACACCAAUGUCCAAAGAAUAAAACCUAAUGGGAGCAGCUGUGUUUCAUAUCUACCAUCUCAUACAAUUCUGGUGUACUUGUGUCUGUUUAAUCUGGUGAUGUAUUUCCAUCAUUAGCAAAGUGAAGUGCCCUCAUCUGGUCCUGUGAACAGCUGGCAAUAAUAAAGCCGUGCAACUAUUGUGGCGCCACUAGA